AUGUUGACUUCUCUCGCUGUUAUCGGAUGCAUUUCAUUUGUUCUAUAUCGUUUAAUAAAAUUCUGGAUACUUGAUCCGUGGUCUAUUCAUCGAUAUUUUUGGAAACAAGGCAUCCCGGGACAAUAUACACCAAUCGUUGGCAGUCUUCUCGAUCGUCGUCGAGCAUUUCUUGCUGAUGAUCCAUUGUCACAUGGUAGAAAAUUAGCAGAAAAAUACGGUGAUUAUUAUCAUAAUUCAUUUGGUCCAAAAGCUCAUCUUGUCAUAAGUGAUCCAUUGUUAAUCGAAGGAGUUGCGAAGGCAAAUGUCUAUUCGUAUCAUAAAUCGGCAGUAGGACAGACGAUCCUUGCAUCAUUACUUGGCUAUGGAAAUAUUCUAUUGGCCGAAGGUGAUGAUCACAAGCGACAUCGACGAUUGGUUGCACCUGUCUUUCAACAUCAGAAUAUCAAUUCAAUGCUUUCUCUCAUGGCACAGAUAACGAAUCGUUUCCUAGAAAAAUGGACAACAUUAAGUGAAAAUCGAGCUACAGAUGACCCGUUGACACUUGAUAUUCAUGAAGAACUGUCAGGACUUACAUUAGAUAUUGUAAUUGGAUGUAUUUUCGGUGCAGAGACUAUGGAAGAUAAGAAUGUUCAUGGAAUUAUCUUUCGAAACAUGAAUAUAGCUUUGAAGGAGAUGGAGAAACGAAUAUUUAAUAUGAUUGGUUUACUUCCAAUAGUUAAGGAUUUGCCAUUAGCUGGAAAACGACGUAUUGAUCAAGCGAGACAAGAGAUUCAACAGGUUGUUCAAAAUAUAAUCAAUCAACGAUUGAAAGGAUUGACAAAAUCGACAUGUAAAGGUUCAGACUUACUCGAUCUUCUUCUGGCAUCGAAAGGUGAUGAAAAAACACAAAAGCUUUCUCAAGAAGAAAUUUCCAAUGAGGCAAUUACAUUUGUUCUUGCUGGACAUGAAACAACAUCAACACUAAUGGCAUGGACACUUUAUAAUUUAGCAAAUCAUCCUAACAGUUAUCAACAAUGUCAAGCUGAAGUUGAUUCGAUUCUUCUUAAUGACGAACUAAAUAUCUCCACUAUUUCUCUAUUGACUUAUACAGAAAUGGUCUUGAAAGAAUCAUUACGGACUCAUCAACCUGUGGCAGUUAUGCUUCGUACAGCCGUUGAAGAUAAUACAAUCGUAGCAAGCGAUGGAAAACCAAUUCACAUAAGAAAAGGAACUGAUAUUGAAAUUAAUUUGAAUGUUUUACAUCGAUCGGAAAAAUAUUGGCACGAACCGAAUAAGUUUAAUCCAUCGAGAUUCGAGGAACGUGGUGCAGAUAAGUUAUUAGCUUUUAAUAUAGGACCUCGAUCUUGUAUUGGUCAGAAUUUUGCGAUGUUAGAAGCCAAAAUUAUGUUAGCAUUGAUUAUCAAACAUUUUCAUUUUGAGCUUGUACCUGGACAAAAAUUUACACCUGAUGUGGCCGUUACAAUUAGACCGAAAUAUGGUAUGUGGAUGCGCAUUUGGCCGCGUAAGUAA
This is a messenger RNA of Adineta ricciae, 1509 nucleotides long. The record is from the annotation of a GenBank genome assembly. NCBI's taxonomy places the organism in Eukaryota, Metazoa, Rotifera, Eurotatoria, Adinetida, Adinetidae.